AUGGCGCCGUCUGAGCCUGGAGGAGCUCCUAGUAGCUCCCGCCGAUUACGACCCAAGCUGCGGCAGGCAACCUUCGUCCUCCCACGAACUGGCCAGCGUCUAAAAGGCCUCGUGAGCUUGCGCAACCCUACGCGGCGAUUUGCGGCAGCACAUGACGACAAUGCGGAGCGCGACGAGCGGCGCGGCUUGCUGUCGGGCGAGAUCGAGCUACACGAUGAUGGAUACGGAACUUGGCUGUCAAAACAGGCACAGGAGCUGUGGGCGACCCUGCACCGCUUCGUGACCUCCGAGCCCGGCAUUGGCGUCUUGAAGUCCAGUUUGGCCUAUCUGCUCGGGUCCAUGGCGACGUUUAUCCCUGCGAUUUCGUCGUUUCUUGGCCACCAGGAUGGCAAGCAUCUGGUGGCGACAGUCACCGUGUACUUCCACCCCGCCAGGACCCAGGGCAGCAUGUAUCGCGCCUUGAUCUGCGCGCUGCUCGCGUUCUGUUACUCUGCCUUCUUGUCCAUCACCAGUAUGCUGGUAGAGAACUUUUUCCAGGAUACGUUAAAUCUGCCGGCGCUGGGUCAUGCGGUGGUGCUGAUUGUCUUUUGCGGCGGCGGUUUGGGUUUCGUCGGGUGGACUAAGCAGAGGCUGGGUGAUCCACUGGUGAAUGUGGCCUGCUCGCUCACGGCCCUGUCGACCAUCACCGUCUUGACUAAGGAGGGCGCCGUGCAGAGCGGCGAUCUAUCGCUAAACAAGAUCUCUCAGGUCUUAAAGAUGGUGAUCAUGGGCGUCCUAGCUGCCAUGGCCGUGUCCUUUUUGAUAUUCCCCAUGUCCGCGCGAAAGAAGCUCCGUGCGAACCUGGUCACCGUCACAGACACGCUGGCUAUCAUGCUGGCUAUUAUCACGGACAGCUUCCUCAGCGGGUCUGAGGAAGACCUUGCUUCGGCAGAGUUUCUCGAGGCGGAAACGAAACACCGAAUGGCCUACGCCCAGUUGGACAAGCUAGUGCGCGAGGCGAAGCUCGAGCACUAUUUUGCAGGCACUGAACGGGAAUAUCGGCUGGAGAAAAAGCUUGUGCGUUGGGUGCAGGACAUCACUCAUAAUAUGGGAGGCUUGCGCAGCGCUGCCUCUCUGCAAUUCAGUCUGAUCCGAGAGACGAUUGUUCGGGAAUCUGAUUCGUCUGGAGGACAGCAGAGUGCUCCUUCCACGGAGUACUUCGCAUCUCUGGAACGCUCCUGGUCCUUCCCCGAUGGGUCGUUUCUGGAGCCGAUUGAUGAACGCCCGGAGGAAGAGCUCUCCCCGGGUGGAGGCUUCGGCACUCCGAACUCAGAUGGAAAGUUGGAGUCGAAUAAACACCCUCUGCUCCCGGCGGAUGUCUUCACAAUCUUUAUUUCGCAUUUGGGACCUUCGAUGCGGUCGUUGGCUUUCACUUUGAAAGAGAUCUUGAACGAAGUCCCCUUUGGUCCUGCCCCGCACUACAAAGUCUCUGUAGACAAUCGACUGCGCACCAGUCUCGACCGUGCUCUCGAGCUUUUCCAGGGAUCGCGAGAAAAGACUUUGAAAUCGCUCUAUCAACAGAUCGAACCCAUCAAAUUGAAGACGCACGAGGCGGAAGCGGAUCUCGAAGAAGUGUCCGCCAGCUGUGGUCAUUUCAGUUUCUCGCUUCUGGAAUUUGGAGAGCAGCUGCACGAGCUGCUCGCUAUCCUGGACCAGUUACAGCUCGAGACUGAGGAGCGGCCUAAUGGGCGAUCUUGGAGCUGGAUGCAAUUCUGGCGGGCCAAAGACACCAGCACCAUCGAGGAAUCUAUCUUUUUGACCCCUCCGGAACCCGACGCUCGAGCAUCUGCCGCAGUUAGUGCUUGUCUGCGCCCAGCUGCUGAAACCACCGUCAAGCAACGACUGGGCUAUCGGCUCUGGAAAUCUCUCGGGUUCUUCCGCCGCGACGACACCAAAUAUGCCAUCAAGGUCGGCGCUGGCGCUGCUCUUUAUGCUUUGCCGGCCUUUCUGCCAUCCACGAGACCGUUCUACCAGCAUUGGCGCGGCGAAUGGGGUCUGUUGUCGUACAUGUUGGUUUGCUCGAUGACCAUCGGCGCUUCGAAUACCACGGGAUACGCCCGAUUCCUCGGCACUUGCCUGGGAGCAGUGUGUGCCAUCCUGUCCUGGUACAUUUCCGGAGGCAAUGUCUUCGGCCUUGCCACUUUUGGAUGGCUGAUGGCCGUCUGGACCUCCUAUAUCAUUAUCGUUCAGGGUAAUGGGCCCAUGGGCCGGUUUAUCAUGCUCACCUAUAAUCUCUCCGUGCUGUAUGCCUAUUCGCUCACCCAGAAGGAGGCGGAUGGCUCGAAGGACGAAGGUGGCCAGGAUCCUAUCAUCGGUGAAAUCGCGCUCCAUCGCGUCGUUGCCGUGCUGUCCGGCUGUAUCUGGGGCAUUAUCAUUACGCGAGUGAUCUGGCCGAUCAGCGCACGCCGCCGAUUGAAGGACAGUCUCAGCAUGCUCUGGCUGCGGCUGGGUCUGGUCUGGAGGCGUGACCCGCUGUCGGCGAUGGUGAAGACCGGCCGCCCCGUUGUGUAUAUAACUGCGCGCGAGAGGCUCGAGCUCGAGCGCUUCCUUUCUCGGCUAGAGUCGCUGUUGAGCUCCGCGCGGUCGGAGUUUGAGCUGCGCAGUGCCUUUGCCGACGAUAUCUAUGCCAGUAUCAUCCGCCGUACUCGGCGGAUGGUGAAUGCGUUCCAUGCGAUGAACCUGGAGCUGACGAAGAGCGAGACGGCGACCGAGGGCGAGAUCAGUCUGCUCCGGUACACAGAGACCGAGCGGCGGCAGCUCUCGGCUCGCAUCAGUCACCUUCUCACCGUGAUGGCCUCGUCCAUGAAACUCGAAUACCCGCUCAACGAUGUGCUGCCCAGCAUUGACCAUGCGCGCGACAGGCUGCUGGCGCGCAUCUACCGGUACCGCCAGAGCCAUGAGGCCUCGCAGCUGACGACGGACGAUGACAGCGCAUUGCUGUAUGCUUAUAUCCUGGUGACGGGCCAGUUGUCGAAGGAGAUCACGGAGAUCCUCGCAGAAAUCGGGCAGCUGUUUGGCGUGUUGAGUGAAGAUGUAGUGCAAAUGGCGUAG
This is a messenger RNA of Penicillium canariense, 3090 nucleotides long. RefSeq names its product FUSC family protein. The record is from RefSeq and is a predicted model, not a curated record. Lineage: Eukaryota; Fungi; Ascomycota; Eurotiomycetes; Eurotiales; Aspergillaceae. The coding region runs from base 1 to 3090 and encodes 1029 amino acids. The transcript has 5 exons.